Molecule: messenger RNA, 969 nt
Organism: Helianthus annuus (common sunflower)
Lineage: Eukaryota; Viridiplantae; Streptophyta; Magnoliopsida; Asterales; Asteraceae
Product: XIAP-associated factor 1
Exons: 6
Coding region: 142-786 (214 amino acids)
Source: RefSeq, a predicted model, not a curated record
GUCUUGGAGAAAACAAGAAACAAACAAACAAACACCGAUCGAUCGAUCGAUUUCUUUCUUUCUGAAUCAAGGUUCUUUCUUUUUUAGGGCUUUUAAUUUCAAUCAUUGGAUGAUGUUUGAUCUGUGUUUUUAUUUUCAAUCAUGAUCCUGUUCCUUCCUAAGAAAUUAUCGACGAUGGCCCUAGCUGCUUCUGAUCCUGCUGCCGACACCACCAAUAUUUGCAGUCACUGUGAAAGAGCUAUUCCGUCUUCAAAUAUUGAUCUGCACUAUGCGCAUUGCUCACGUAAUUUAGAGAAGUGUAAGAUAUGUGGUGAUAUGGUACCCAGAAAACAUGCCGAAGAACACUACGAAAGCACCCAUGCUCCGGUAACUUGUUCGCUGUGCAGUGAGAUGAUGGAUCCUGAAAAUCUAGCUUUGCACAAAGGUGAAAAGUGCCCCAAAAGGAUUGUGACAUGCGAUUAUUGUGAGUUUCCUUUACCCGCCGUCGACCUAUUUGAGCAUCAGGAAGUCUGUGGAAACAGGACAGAGUUAUGUCAUCUCUGUAACCGAUAUAUUAGACUACGCGAGAGAGUUGCCCAUGAAGUCACGUGCAACGGAACACCCGCUGAAAUACCAAGGUCAAUACGGGAAGCUGAAAGAGAGCGUGCCGCUAGAAGGCCGCCACCACCACCACCGCGAGACUUGUCUACAAGGCGGCUUCUUUUCACUAUAGCCAUAGCUGGCAUUGCCAUUUUUCUUGGGUCGCUCCUUUUCCAGAGAAAACCAGACAUCAGUCAAGCUAACUAAAAAGUCAAAGGUCAACUUGGAGAUCUUAUUAAGAAGUCUCUCAUCAUGUGUCAAAAUGUCUGAAUAUAAAUAUAUGUAUGCAAUGCAUUUGAUUUCAUUUUACAUCAUCCCAGACAUUGAUUGCUGUUGAUUCAGUAUAUAUAAAGAUUCAAUGAAGAAUACUCCAAAAUACUUUACAAUUAA